AUGGCAUCCUCUCAUGCUUCUUCCCAUUCACAGCCCUCAACCCGGCCUUCAACUUCUUCCACCCAGGAAUACCCUUCGGAAACAGUAGCCGCGGAACCGGUCCUGAUCAGAGAGGGCAAUUCCUGGGUCCUUUAUAUCACCGAUAAGUCGCCCAACCCCGAGCCGGUGCCUGAUCUUCAAUGGGAGCAAUGUUCGACCAUCAUUGUACGGAUCAAUCCCUUGCCAGAUUCCCCAACAGGAUCCGCAAACCCCAUGGUGGACUUCAACCACGCCCCGACCUGCAUGACAAGCCUGGUCAGUCGAGUUGAACAAGUCUCUGCGUCGAUGAAGAGCAAGCUGCAAGAUGAUAUCAAUGCCGGCCAAAAGACAGUUCAAGUUGUUUUUGGGGAAUGUUAG
Fonsecaea erecta is the source of this 396-nucleotide messenger RNA. RefSeq lists its product as hypothetical. NCBI's taxonomy places the organism in Eukaryota, Fungi, Ascomycota, Eurotiomycetes, Chaetothyriales, Herpotrichiellaceae. The record is from RefSeq and is a predicted model, not a curated record. The transcript has a single exon. The coding region runs from base 1 to 396 and encodes 131 amino acids.